AUGCCAUCCAGGGAGUUGUACAUAGUCAGGGAGGGGAAGAAGUCUCUGGUACACAAGGCUAAGAAGGAGGGGGCGCAGCAUGACAUUCUGGCCACAGCACUGGGUUUGAGAAUGGUGUCAGGGACCCAGAAGCCCCCUGCCACCUUCUGGCAACCUCUCAAACUGUUUGCCUAUUCACAGCUCACCUCGCUGGUCCGUCGAGCCACCCUGAAGGAGAACGACCACGCGACCAAGUAUGAGAAAGUCCACAAUUUCAAGGUAAGACCUGACUCUGCCUGCUCAGCGCUUCUUACUUUUCCUUAUCUGCUGUCCCCUUUUCACUGCCUUUAUGAUGGUUAUGUAACAUUUGAAGUUGUUUGAUUGGCGUAAUUUACGUUUUUGGAAUGUGCAGAGGGGGAGAAAAUUGGCUGUUUGUAAAAAAAAAAAAAAGAAUCUCUGAUGGGCUUCCGACUAGUGAGCAGCAUUUUGAGUAGUCAUAUGAUGGAGAAGGGGGGAUUGCAGUAGUCCUCAGCAACUGAUAGUGUAGUCUGACUGGCUACUGGACCUGUCGUGGGUAGCUCAUAUAAACGGGGAGAGGGCGAGGUAGCAAAGCUACCUGACAACACAACACAGCCCUUAUGCCCAUUCUGCCCAGCCAGACGCUUGGGGACUCAGCCUCAUCUUGCUAACCACGCCUCUUACCAGUCAAACACAACCACCAUCUUCUCCUAAAAUACUCUCAGCCAACAGCCAGUUAUUAUUUCACUAGAGCAUGAGACAUAAAGUGAAAAUCUGAAAUAUUGCGUAUCCGUUGUUUCAUAAAUGCAAUGAAUAUAAUGGAUUAAUAUGUUCUAUUCAUAAAAGCACAAAAAAGUGUCAUUUAAAAAGGUAUAGCCAUUUAACAAUCAUUAUUUUUGUUUUGUAAGAUAUUUAUUUUUAAACCAAGACGGCAAUAACACCAGUCAUUAGGUUCUCUCAUUUGUUGUUUGUCUUGGGCUUACAUAGUCUCUGUCAUUUGCACAAGAUGCCUAUCCUCCACUUUCCCAUUCCCAAAAUAAUCUAAAACAACAAGGGGUCUGAUUUAUUUUUUUGGGUAAUCAUAUAUCUCCUCGAAAUCUUAUGAGUCCACAAUGCUUUUCACUGGAGAUAAAUGUUGACCAUUUCUGAUGUGGUCCCUUUUAGAUAUCAGUGAUAAUCCUGGCAUUGUGUCAACCAUGGUACACACACACACACACAAACAAACAAACAAACAAACACACACACACCACCUCUACUCUCCAACCCCAAUUAAGGCCUGCCAGUCUGCUUUCUAGCGCUGGUUAUCUCUCUCACAGGGAUAAUUCCCCAAUUGGCUCCUUCAGAGCCAGGGGAAAGUCUGUCCAUCUAUCCUUCCAUCCAGUAAAAAGGUGACCAUGUUGUCCAUCCUCUCUUCCUCUCCCCUGCAGGUGCACACCUUCCGGGGACCCCACUGGUGUGAAUAUUGUGCCAACUUCAUGUGGGGCCUCAUCGCUCAGGGAGUUAAAUGUGCA
This is a messenger RNA of Coregonus sp. 'balchen', 1508 nucleotides long. NCBI's taxonomy places the organism in Eukaryota, Metazoa, Chordata, Actinopteri, Salmoniformes, Salmonidae. The record is from the annotation of a GenBank genome assembly.